Messenger RNA from Rangifer tarandus platyrhynchus (Svalbard reindeer), 546 nucleotides. NCBI's taxonomy places the organism in Eukaryota, Metazoa, Chordata, Mammalia, Artiodactyla, Cervidae. The record is from the annotation of a GenBank genome assembly.
AUGGAUGAGGAAAAGGAGACCCAGAGCAGUGAAGUGCUUGCUCAGUGGUCAAGGCGAUCAUGCCCAGCCUCCUUGCCCACGCCCACUCUCUGCCAACUGGCCAGGCCCUUUUGCAGACACCAACUUCCAUCGGCUGUGUCUAAGGUCAGAUUUCCGGAUCUGAGCGCACAGAUUUCAGGAUCAGCCAGAGUAUCCUGCUGCUCUUUGAAAGCCCUCCUUGGGAGCAGAUUGGCUUCCACGGCAGCUUUUGGCAUUAAGAAGUGCAAAAAUAUCCUGGUAGCCGCAAUCUGUGAGCUGGUGGGGAGCUUGGAGCCCCGUUCUCGGCAACCCGCAUCCCAUCCCCCCGAAGCUUAUUCAGCAGAGCUUGGCUCUGGGGAAGAAGGCCAAGCUGUCGCCUAUAGAAUCAUAGUUAAAACAAGGGCAAAAAAGGCUUCUGCUUCAGUUCCACAGAUGAUCAAGGAGCUUGUGUUUCUUAGCCAGAAUUUUCUAGAUCCUUUGGCUGGAACCAUCUGGAUAGUUGCCUUCUGUGUGGUUCUCAGGAGGUAG